AGGGAGUGCGACUCUUCACACUCUUUGUCACCUACAUUUAUUGCCAAAAUUAAUGAAAGGCAGCGACCCCAAUAGCAGAAUAUAUCCACGAGAUUCUUCCUCCCACUUAUUUAUGUCAGUUGCCCAUCAUCAUCCAAACCACGUUAUCACCACGCUAAGGAGAUCAAGGAGGGAAGCUUAUUAAAGGGAGAAGGAUAGAGGGAGAGAGAGCCAGAGAGCUCAGAGGAAAGAACAUGGGCAUUGUCACCAGCAAGUGUUGCAGCUACCGCGAAAAGUGCAGAGAACUCGAGGCUAAAACCCGAGGCCUAGAGGAAGAGAUCAAGGAGGUGAAGCGUGCGGGGGAGAAGGCGGCUCGUGUCUCCGAGCAAAAGGUGGCGGUCUUUGGACGCAAGGAGGAGGAAUGGAAGCGAGAGAGGAAGAAGCACAAGGAGGAGGUGACAAAGCUAAGGAAAAGGCUCAAGGAGGAGGAGGAUAGGAUGAGGCGUUUGGAGGCGGCGGCAGCAAGCAGAGGCGACGUCAAGGAGUGGUACCAGGUAGGCACAGAUUACAUUAUGGAACACAUGAAAGAAGAGCAAGCGCGGAUGGAGGAGGCGGCGGAGAAGUGGAAGCAGCUCUACCUUGCGAUCAAGACCGAGCUCGACGACCUCAUCGAGAGGACUCGACAAGGGGAAGGAUUCUUCUGGGGAGUCCAGGAAGGCAUGAUUGAAGAGCUCCACGGGGAGCUGAAGACCAAGGAGGAGACCAUGGAAACACUGAGAUCACGCAUAUCAGCAAUGGAAAAGGAGGGAAUUAAAAGAGAUAGGGAGAUUGACAUUUUGAGGCAGAGCCUAAGAAUUCUCAGCAACACAAAAAGGAAUCGCAUCAGAAAGAAUCCGCCCAGAAGCUUGGGCUUGGGAAGUGGCAGAGAGAAGUCAGCAACUUGUAUGGGUUCCUUGAAUCCACAGCGAUCUCAUGAAGCACUAGCGUCCCAUGAAUAGAACCGUAGUACAAUUGGUAUUCACGCUACAAUCAAGCACAAACCUAUCUUAGAAACAUAAGAAAUUCAACAUCUCUCACAAAUUAGCAGCCAGAAUUAAAUAUCAGAAUGAAGAUAGAUAGCAUUGGUUCCAUGCGAGGUGAUUAUUGAGCCAUGUUAGAUUGUGAAUGUCUUCAUUGAAGUACAAAUCCAAUUGCCCUUUCUGAGUUAUUCCAGCAAUUGUUUGUUCUUUUAGUUCUCUUCUGGUGUCUCGAGGUUCUUGGGUGCCAACCAAGCAAUGCCCCUCCAUCAUGUCA
This is a messenger RNA of Phoenix dactylifera (date palm), 1272 nucleotides long. RefSeq lists its product as uncharacterized. NCBI's taxonomy places the organism in Eukaryota, Viridiplantae, Streptophyta, Magnoliopsida, Arecales, Arecaceae. The record is from RefSeq and is a predicted model, not a curated record.